CAUGAUCUUUGCCUCCAUAAUAAAUUUGAAGAAACAGUAAUUUAAUUAUGUAAACAAGAUUUAAUUUUGAUUUCUUGAAUUUUAAUGAAUAAUGGAUUGGAUUCAUUGUAAUAAAUGUUUUGCUCAAUUGGAACCUGGAAUAACGCUCCAUUUAACUUCAUGCGGUCAUAUGUUUUGCAACAAUUGUUUAGGCAAUGGUUUAAAAGAAAGUACCUGUUUAGUAUGCCGCAUGCCAUGUUCUAUUAUGAAACUCGUCCCAGACAUGAAACAAGAGAUACAAGACUAUUUCACAGACCCAGAAGAGAUAAUUAAGAAAACGUGCGAAGUGUUACAAUUCCAGAGGCAGCAUCGAAGGAGAUUGAUAUCGUAUCUUUUGCAGUCGACAAAGAAAUUUUAUACAGCUCGGAACGAGUUGAAGCGAAUGACUGAUUUGUGUCAACAACAACACAAACAGCUGAAGGAGUAUCAGAAAAUUAUAAAGAAUUUGGAAGCACAACUCGCGAACCAGUCAAAGCAUACAUCCCCGUUUAACAUCCCAAUAUCGCCGGGCAGCAACAUAUCUCCAAGCUUCAUUCAAAGCAGCGUUGCGAGUAAGAGACCAGCUAAGAGCACUCCAUACACGCCGUAUCAGUCGAACCUCGUGACCCCAACGCGGUUAAGUAAACAGCGAUCAGCCAAUUUCAGCGCUCAUAGUCAGCGUUCAAAUACGUCCAACAAGAUAUCUUCAACGGUGUUCACUCCGCCCACUCCAGAAUCGGCCGGAUCUCGUCUCAGUCAGCGCAGUAAUGAAUCUGGUUAUUUGUCUAACAGUCCUUGGGUACUGUCCCAAAAUAACUGGUACUUCAACCACAGCAAGAAGCAAUAGGAACAAUAUUGUGCACUUAAUUAUAAUUUAGUUGUUACUUUGAUUGUUAGUUUUAUACUGCAUGUUAAUAUCUUAAAGUUUAAUAAAGUUCUGAUUGUAAUUUGUUA
Messenger RNA from Manduca sexta (tobacco hornworm), 972 nucleotides. Its product is annotated as probable E3 SUMO-protein ligase RNF212. Lineage: Eukaryota; Metazoa; Arthropoda; Insecta; Lepidoptera; Sphingidae. The transcript has 8 exons. The record is from RefSeq and is a predicted model, not a curated record. Gene Ontology annotation, biological process: protein sumoylation; reciprocal meiotic recombination; homologous chromosome pairing at meiosis. Bases 92 to 865 code for a protein of 257 amino acids. Gene Ontology annotation, cellular component: synaptonemal complex. Gene Ontology annotation, molecular function: SUMO transferase activity.